AUGGUAAUUUCUCAAGAAGCCUUCUCUGCUCUCCAGGAACAAGUACAGACACUACAGGCAGUCUUCCAGAAGCAGCAAGAACAGAUACACCAACAGGGGGAAAAAAUCAUCGAUCUCGAGAAGCGUGUUCAAGAAGUUGAAGCGGAAAAUGUGGAGCUGAAACAACACUCCGAAACGCAUAUUCUAGAAGAUAAGGAGGAAAACCAGGAGCUAAAGCGUCAAAGCAAAUUUCGCAAGACAAGUCUACAGAAAAGAGCUUCAGGCAAUGGAGCAGCAAUUCAUAACAUUGGUUUCACUGCCUCCUUGUCAACAGUAACUGCCCUUGGUGAUGGCCAAAUUAUAGUGUUCGACACUAUUAUUUCCAACGAUGGCAAUGGCUAUGACUCGAGACAUGGUCACUUCACCGCUCCAAUAACUGGUCUUUAUGCUUUCUCCGUAACUGUUAUGUGUUAUGGAAACGAGUCGGAGCUUCACGUCAAUAUCCUUAAAGACGGUCAGAACAUAGGUGUAGCCUUCGCAAACGGCAAUCAUUAUGAUAACGGGAGCAAGCUUGUGGUUGUGCAGCUUCAGGCCGGACAGAUGGUUUGGGUGCAACAUGCGAUUGACCCGUCUGGAUACAAGAUACAUGUUUCAGGCAAUGGAGCAGGAUUUCAUAACAUUGGUUUCACUGCCUCCUUGUCAACAGUAACUGCCCUUGGCAAUGGCCAAAUUAUAGUGUUCGACACUAUUAUUUCCAACGAUGGCAAUGGCUAUGACUCGAGAUAUGGUCACUUCACCGCUCCAAUAACUGGUCUUUAUGCUUUCUCCGUAACUGUUAUGUGUUAUGGAAGCGAGUCGGAGCUUCACGUCAAUAUUCUUAAAGAUGGUCAGAACAUCGGUGUAGCCUUCGCAAACGGCAAUCAUUAUGAUAACGGGAGCAAGUUUGUGGUUGUGCAGCUUCAGGCCGGACAGGUGGUUUGGGUGGAACACGCGAAUGAACCGUCUGGAUACAAGAUACAUGGUCAAGGGUACAGUUCCUUCUCCGGGUUUCUCAUACAAUCUUAUUAA
Molecule: messenger RNA, 1047 nt
Organism: Ylistrum balloti
Lineage: Eukaryota; Metazoa; Mollusca; Bivalvia; Pectinida; Pectinidae
Exons: 6
Coding region: 1-1047 (348 amino acids)
Molecular function (GO): protein binding
Source: RefSeq, a predicted model, not a curated record